CUUGAACGCGUCCUUCACAGUCAACGCACUUCCGCGCCCGCCAUCGUCUCCCCGCAUAUUGAGAACCUGAUAGUACCAUCACCACCCGCUGUGUUUUGACAGGCAGUCUGGCCCGCCCUUCCACACACAACUCCAUCACGCUCGGUCCCUUCAAGUGCGGUCAUGGACGUGCCAUUCGUAUCCUCUGGAGCUAUCAGUAGAUCCCACUAUGCCCUCGUCAGAAAGAUCGAGACUGCACAGACUUCCCAACUCGCGGACCAAUACAUCUUCGCGGAAGUCGACUUGAUACACUCUCAGCUCUCGCGCUCCACCCUUACCCUAAAGCAAUGCAGGGAAUGUUUGAUCAUAUUGCUCUACUGCGCCAUGAAUGUGGCUACGGAGGGAGUGGUUGACCUAGAAUUUGCACUCUACCAUGCGGUCAAUCUCGCAGAGUCAGGUCCCACUGUGCAGGACAAGCGAAUAGGCUACUUAUUCUGCGCGGAAGCUAUGCCGUCCGACCAUGAGCUCCAGCUCAUGCUCGUCAAUACUCUGCGGAAGGAUCUCGAGAGCCCCGAGCUCCCCCGUAUCUGCCUGGCGUUAGAUACGCUCAUCCAGUUCUCUACGGCUGACGUGAUUCCCGCCAUCCAUACACGCCUCGCGGACCUUCUCUCGUUCACCUCACCGCACGUACGCCGGCGCGCGCUGCUCGCGUUUCAUAAGCUCUCGAAGCACGAUACGGGCAUCUUGAGUGAUGUUAUCGAGAAGGUCGAGAAACGGAUGACGGAUGCGGAUUGGGUGGUAGGGAGCGCUGCGCUCAACGUUUGGGUUGAUUUAUUCAAAGCGGGCCAGCUGUCUUCAGACAGGUAUCAUCAGGCGUUGUCCGCACUGCUCACAUCCGCAUGGCGUGCACGUUCGGAGCCGACGAAGAAUGUGCUACUACCCAAGAUCCUAGGAUGCCUCCAAUUGGUCGCUCCAGCCGCAGAUGACGUCCGCACGAUCCUCAAGGUCAUCAAAUCUUGCGUUGCCUACGGUCCCUCCGCAAGAGCGGCCCUCCAUGCAAGCUACCUCACCAUCUCCCACGCAUCCACCGCCGUGCUCCUCCCCGCGCGGACCACGCUCAUCGACGCGCUCCGCCCGCUCAUAGCCUCGCCGGCGCCGGCGCCGAAUGAAGUGUAUGUAUUCGUGUCGUGCCUCGGCGCGCUCGACCCUGUACUCUGGGCGGGCACACGCGCGGACGUGCCGGCGGUAUUGGAGGGAUGGGAGGUCGAACGCGUCGUAGCACUCCUCGAGGCGGAGGACCACACUAUCCGGCUGAAGACUAUGCGUGUCCUUCACCGCGUGGAUGCCGCCAUCCUCGAGGCUUAUUGCACGCGUCUUCUGUCUUCGGCUGUCUCCCCGUCGUCUGCGGACACUUCCGAGACGGUCCGCAGGCUGCUCGAACUCGCGGACGUCCUGUCGGGCGUGGAUGGGGAGGCGUACGCGGGACACGUAAUACGCAUCUGCGAGGCAUCCGAAGGCGAGGCGGGGAUGCCCGCGCCGCUCGAGAAGAGGCCUGUCGUACAAGGGGUAGUGGAAGGCGCUCUGGUUAAGAUGCGAGAUGCAAACGCCGAGUUCAAGAGCGGGUGCGUCGGCGCGCUCUUUGCGCGGGUACCGGAGGUGGAGGCGGAGGUCGGACCAACGCUGAUGGUCAUUCUCACUGCGCUGAUUGUGGAAUACCUUCCUCUCUCACCUCUCUCGCCCACCGCGCUCCUGCGCGGACUGGGAGGUCGAGCCGGAUCAUAUAAUGUUUCUAUCCAAGACGCUUGUCUGCUGUGUAUGAUCCGGCUGGCAGCGGAAUGCGAGAAGGUUCCGUCUGAAAUUGCGGACGCGGUGGGAAGGCUGAAGGAGACGAGUAGGGCGUAUAUCCGGAGGCGAUGUGAUCAAUUCCUCGACCUGUCGUCUCGGCCAGGUACGCUGAAGGAGGUCCUUGCGGACGCGAGGUCGCCAUCGCUCCCCGACUUCGCCGCCGCCCUUGAAACAUACAAACCUGCACAAGCUCCCUCCUCGCCGUCAUACUCACCCCGUUCCCCGCCCCUGCGCCCCGUCCCUCACUCACCCGAUCGCCCAUCCUCCCGCGCUUCAUCCCAGGGCGCCAAGCUCCGUUAUGACGCGUACGACCCGCCGAGGCCUGUGCAGCGCCAUUUCGUGCGUAGGCUAAGUGCCGGAUCAGAUGCGAGCUCGCGGUUCGUCGGCCAGCGGGGACGCGCGGUGGAGGGGCAAGACCCCUUGGCAAGAACGAUGAGUCCAGGCGACUUGGCGCUCGCUGCGGGGGAUGAGCUGGAGACGCUGUCGGUGGCGUCGCCGAGGCAGACUCCCUCAUUACCGGUCGUCAAUGUCAUGGAUGAAGAUAAUUUGACGACGAGAGCGGACCUCAUUGCUCUCGACUCGCCGUUUAUGUCAGAACCGGUUGCUUCGAUCUCGGACGUACUGGGCCAUAUGCGUGAUCUCAAUGUUGUUUCGGAAGAUGACUUUCGGCAGGAGUGGGACGGCAUGUCGGACUCGAAUGCAAGAGGCUGGUGCGAAGCAUCCCCGGAGACGGUGGUCGAACGGCUACAGAAUGCAAGCGGGCAUUGGAAUGUGAGGUUUAUGCCUGCUGAGCAGGAACCUUUCCCUGGCGAUACGAAAGUGCUGGUCCAAGCAGGCCAGGCCAGCCGCGCGCUCCUCCGCAUUAAAGCGAGCGAAGACAACACCUCCCUCUGGCAUAUGCGUUGUCAAGAUGCGCAGCUACGCACCGGAAUCAAAGGUAUAUUGUCCGAGUCGGAGAUGUAAUGCUUCCGAAUAUGCUGAAUAUGCUGUUGUGUAUGCUAUCGAGACGUUUGAUUGUACUGCUGUCCUUGAAAGCAAUGGAAUGUGCACACUUUUUAGUACUACCCUUCGUAUCAUCGAGACUGGACGUAGUCAUCUAUCUUAAGCAAGACC
Messenger RNA from Fomitopsis serialis, 2937 nucleotides. Its product is annotated as ARM repeat-containing protein. Bases 163 to 2787 code for a protein of 874 amino acids. The transcript has 16 exons. Lineage: Eukaryota; Fungi; Basidiomycota; Agaricomycetes; Polyporales; Fomitopsidaceae. The record is from RefSeq and is a predicted model, not a curated record. Gene Ontology annotation, biological process: receptor-mediated endocytosis; intracellular protein transport. Gene Ontology annotation, cellular component: AP-4 adaptor complex; membrane coat. Gene Ontology annotation, molecular function: cargo adaptor activity.